UUUACAGCAGGAUUCCACGGAGGAGAGGAGACCCACAGCCUGCAUUAACCGAGGGCGAGCGGUAGGAUUUCAGCCUCUGGAUAUACACGCAACGGGAGUUUUUGUUUUCUCUCCUUUAUGAGGAUAAAGGCAACACACGAAACACUCGUAAAGGGCAACUCCUUGUGGACACAUUCUCCCUCCCACCCAAGCCGAGGUCGUCUAGCUGGAGAGCCAUUCUCCUGCGUGGCACAAGUCUGCUGUUUUCUUUCAGCUGCAAAUCCCGACUGACGGUGUAGAUAAAUCCAACCCGAGGAGCUGGAAAAUUGGUUUUAAAAGCGACUUCUCACCGCGAGCCAGGACUGCUUGGUGGUGACAGAGAGAUUAUGCUGGUUGAAUGGCAUAAGCAAAAAAAGGUUUUUCAUUCAUUUUCCAGCCUCGCAGCCACCACCCCUGUGGAUCUGGACGUGUUUUCUGCCCCAUACCUCCCCUCACACACUCAAUCACACGGGGGAUUCUUGAGAGCGACACUGGCGUAAAUGUAGUAUGGUGUCAAAGGCUUCCAAUAAUAACAUUUAGCCUGGCAUUUUGAAAUUGUUAUUGCCAGGCCUGAUCGCACUGUACGCGCACUGCUGUUUUCAAGAGAUGGAGACUGAAGAUGGGGAUUACCAUCAUUUAUCCAGGAAAAUCACUGGCGUUUGUGCCAUACCAGCCGACGUCAAAGUACCCUGUGACUGGCAAAAAUAGCAGACUGUUUUAGUAUUAUUUUUCUACAAAGGAGUUCCCUGUCAUAACGUUGUGUACACGUUUAUUUAUAUUUUUUUAGAGCAAAUCUUGGAAUCACGCAUUUGCAGGCUACCACGGUGUAGCCUUUUUGGGCUACAAACAUUUAUUGCUCCUCUUUUUCAUUUUUCUUUUAAGAAGCCGACGUGUACAACCUUCUUUAUUGUAUUUUAUUUUUAUCCCUGCCUUUUUUUUUUUUUUUUUUUUUGAGGGGUGAAUAAUGCUAAGGAACAUGAGAUCUGACACACGGAUGGGUAGCCCGACCUUGUUUUGGGGUCUGAUGCUGUCUGUGUCCACUAUCUGCAUCUGGUCCACACAUGGAGAGAUUUGUGGUCCGAGCAUCGACAUCCGAAAUGACAUCAGCGAGUUCAAGCGUCUGGAGAACUGCACGGUGGUGGAGGGCUGGUUGCAGAUCCUCCUCAUCAACGACAAGACCAACAACAUCAACCAGGAAGUCUUCCGCUCCCUUAGCUUCCCAAAGCUGACAGUUGUCACCGACUACUUGCUGCUAUUUCGCGUCUCGGGCCUGGACAGCCUCAGCAUUCUCUUCCCCAACCUGAGUGUAAUCCGCGGGCGAAAUCUCUUCUACGACUACGCCCUUGUGAUUUACGAGAUGACCAGCCUGAAGGACAUCGGCCUGUACAAUCUGAGGAACAUCACCCGGGGAGCCGUGCGGAUCGAGAAGAACCCUGAGCUCUGCUACCUGAACUCUGUGGACUGGUCCCUCAUUAUGGAUGCUAGGUUCAACAACGUUUUCAAUGGAAAUAAGAAGGCAAAGGAGUGUGACAAUGUCUGCCCAGGCAUCAUAAAGGAUAACCAGCUUUGUCAGAGGACGUCGUUUAAUGACAACUACGACUUCCGCUGUUGGACCUCCACGCAGUGCCAGAAAGUAUGCCCGGAGAACUGCAAGCUGUCCUGCACAGACAGGGGGGAGUGUUGCCACAGCCAGUGCCUUGGCAGCUGCACUGAACCCAACAACGACAUGGCCUGCUCCGGCUGCCUCCACUACUAUCAUGAGGGUCACUGCGUGCCAGACUGUCCCCCAGACACUUACAAGUUUGAGGGCUGGCGCUGCAUCAGCAUGGACUUUUGCUCCCAAGUGCACCUUGCCGGAGACCCUCACUUUGUCAUCCACGGGGGAGAAUGUACGCCCGACUGCCCCUCUGGCUUCACCCGCAAUGAGACUAAUCGAAUGUUAUGCAAUGCCUGCAAUGGCCCGUGUGAUAAGCCCUGCACAUCCCCCGUCAUCGACUCUGUGGAUGCUGCUCAGUCUCUGAAGGACUGCACCAUCAUCGAAGGCAACCUGGACAUCAACAUCCGACGUGGAAAUAACAUAGCGUCUGAGCUGGAGAGCUUCAUGGGGCUGAUUCAGACAGUGACGGGCUAUGUGAAGAUUCGACACUCCCACGCACUUGGCUCUCUGUCCUUUCUCAAGAGUCUGCGUUUAAUCAAUGGGCAAGAACUCAUCGACAACAUGUAUGCGUUCUCCGCCAUCAACAACCAGCACCUGCAGUACCUGUGGGACUGGAGUCAGCACAACCUGACUAUUGAUAACGGACGCCUUUUCUUCCGUCGUAACCCAAAACUCUGCAUGUCUGAGAUCCACAAGAUGUGGGAGAAGACGGGCAUUAACGUGAAGCCAGAGGAGGGAGAUUUCCGUAACAACGGAGAGAGAGCCAGCUGUGAAAGCUAUAUCCUGAAGUUCAAGUCGAACAUAACAGCAAGUCAUAAUAUCACGCUGACAUGGGAGCGCUACCGCCCACCGGAAUACGACCUCAUCAGCUUCAUAGUCUACUACAAGGAGUCGCCUUUCCAGAACAUCACAGAAUUUGACGGGCAGGAUGGCUGUGGUUUAAACAGCUGGCACAUGGUGGAUGUGGAUUUCCCUCAGGAGACAGACGUUUACCCGAAAGCCAGUCUUCCAAACCUCAAGCCCUGGACCCAGUAUGCUAUUUUUGUAAAGGCCAUUACCCUGCAGGUGGAGGACAAACACGUUACGGGAGCAAAGAGUGAUAUAAUCUACAUUCGCACACGGCCAUCGCUACCGUCUAUGCCCAAAGAGCCCCGAGCAUUUGCCAACUCCUCCACCAGGCUGAUGGUGAAGUGGUCCCCUCCAGCCUUUCCCAACGGAAAUCUGACCUUCUACCUGGUUCGCUGGCAGCAGCAGCCUGAGGACAGGGAGCUCUACCAACACAACUACUGCUCCAAAGAGCUGAAGGUCCCGAUUCGUAUCCCGGCCACGGGUAACAUUGACAUGGAUGACUGCACCAAGCCGACCAAAUCCGAUCUAGCAGGCGGGGAGAAGGGCCCGUGCUGCGCUUGCCAGAAGACACCAGAGGAGAAAGACCGGGAGAAGGAUGACCGAGUCUUUUUCAAGAUUUUCGAGAACUUCCUUCACAAUGCAAUCUUUUUGCCAAGACCUCCAGAUCGUCGGCGUAGAGAUAUUUUUGGCUUAGCUAACAACACACUGAUGCCUGACGGUUAUGGUAGGGGGAACACCACCUUGGUCCUGGAGAACGGUACAGAUGGGAUUCCUCCUGUCAGGGAGUAUCCCUUCUCGGAAGAAAAGAGCGCAGCAGAAUCUUUAGACAUCUCCAACCUGCGGCCCUUCACCGUCUACCGCAUCGACAUCCAUGCAUGCAACGAGGAGGUGGGGCGCUGCAGUGCAGGAGCAUUCGUCUUCGCCAGGACCAAACCUGCAGUCAAAGCAGAUGAUAUUCCUGGAAAGGUGAUCUAUGAGAGGAGUGACAAGGUUGAGGGAUGCGUGAUGCUGCACUGGCCGGAGCCUGUUAUGCCUAAUGGACUCAUCCUGAUGUAUGAGAUCAAGUUUCGGCUGGGAACUGAGCCUGAGAAACACGAGUGUGUGUCUCGGCAGCAAUACCGCGAGCACAGAGGAGCUCGGCUGACCAAUCUUGGAUCGGGGAAUUACUCCGCUCAAGUGAGCGCAACAUCACUAGCAGGGAACGGCUCCUGGACGGAGAGCGUGUUCUUCUACGUGCCCCCUCCCAAACGAGAUGAUGGUGUUACGUUCUACUUGGUCAUAAUAAUUCCCAUCAUAGUGACGCUUUUCAUAGCCUGCCUCACCACCAUCCUCUUCUUUGUGAACAAAAAGAGGAACAGUGACAGAUUGGGAAAUGGAGUCCUUUAUGCGUCUGUCAACCCCGAGUACUUCAGUGCUGAGAUGUACGUCCCAGAUGAGUGGGAGGUGGCCAGGGAGAAGAUCACAAUGCACAAAGAGCUCGGCCAGGGCUCCUUCGGCAUGGUGUACGAAGGCCUCGCCAAGGGAGUGGUCAAAGACGAACCAGAGACACGAGUCGCCAUCAAAACUGUCAACGAGUCAGCCAGCAUGAGAGAGCGCAUUGAGUUUUUAAACGAAGCCUCUGUCAUGAAGGAGUUCAACUGUCACCAUGUGGUGCGGCUGCUGGGCGUGGUCUCUCAGGGUCAGCCAACCCUGGUGAUUAUGGAGCUAAUGACCCGCGGAGACCUCAAAAGCCACCUGCGCUCUCUGCGUAAAGAAAACUCCACCACUCAGGUCCUCCCCCCACUCAAAAAGAUGAUCCAGAUGGCAGGGGAAAUCGCAGACGGCAUGUCGUACCUAAAUGCCAACAAAUUUGUCCACAGAGAUCUGGCUGCCAGGAACUGCAUGGUCGCUGAGGACUACACUGUGAAAAUUGGAGAUUUUGGCAUGACCAGAGAUAUUUAUGAGACGGAUUACUACCGUAAAGGAGGGAAGGGCCUGCUGCCUGUCCGCUGGAUGUCUCCUGAGUCGCUGAAAGAUGGCGUGUUUACAACAAUGUCUGAUGUCUGGUCAUUUGGUGUCGUGCUGUGGGAGAUCGCCACCUUAGCAGAACAGCCUUACCAGGGCAUGUCAAACGAACAAGUGCUGCGUUUCGUCAUGGAGGGAGAACUCUUGGACAAACCUGACAACUGCCCUGACAUGCUGUUUGAGCUGAUGAGGAUGUGCUGGCAGUAUAACCCCAAGAUGCGUCCGUCCUUCCUGGAGAUCAUCAACAGCAUCAAAGAGGACCUGGAACCUCCCUUCAGGGAAAUGAGCUUCUUCUACAGUGAGGAGAACAAGCCACCAGACACUGAGGAGCUGGACAUGGAGGUAGAAAACAUGAAGAACAUUCCACUGGACCCUGCAUCCACCAGGCAGCCCUCUGCUGCUGUCGCCCCCUCGUCGGGGUGUACGGGAGGGACGCCGCCUCCCUCUACCCAGCAGUUGUCGCCCAUGCAAGGCCCAAGUACUCCGCUACUGGGAGCUGUGUCACCUUCCUCCCCUGGGCCAGGGGUCUCAGCCUUGGCGUCUCCAGGCCAGGCCUUGGACAAGCACUCAGGACAUGUAUCGGCCAAUGGACCCGUGGUGUUACUUCGGCCUAACUUUGACGAGUUGCAACCCUAUGCACACAUGAAUGGGGGCAGAAAGAACGAGCGGGCGUUACCACUGCCCCAGUCGUCGGCCUGCUGAUAUCAGACCAGCUCCUCCUCCUCCUCUUCCUCCUCCUCCUCCUCCUCCUCCUCCUCCUCCUCCUCCUCCUCCUCCUCUUACACAGGGUAACACAAACCUCUCAUCCAUUUCUCAAGGAGAUAUGGAUGAGGUAAGAAAUGACUUUCUUCUACUGUGUGCCAGUAGAUGGUCUUUCCAAUCCUUUAAGGUCAAACAUAAACUGUAAAAACAGUGAGUGAGUACAGAAACCUGCAAAAGCAUUUGGAGUUUGGCGUCUCAGACUCGACACUGGGGAACUCCUUCCUGUCCCGCCUGUAUGUCAGUCCUUCAAAAAGGAUUCAGUGCAGGCAUGUGUCCUGACAGAUUUAGACAUGAACUUAAAGAAAACCUUUUUUUUUUAUAUCUGCCAGCAAAUCCAACAGAAGAGCACUUUUUUCCUGGUGAUUUCAGAGAGGAUAUUGUGGAUAUCAGAGAGUGUAUUUAUACAGAAAACGUGAUUCUCUCUAUUAUAUGGCAAAGCUCAAUUUCUGAAUGACUUUCCAUCAAAAUUACUUUGUUUGCAUGAGCAUACCGGCUCGUGUGAUGUGAGGACAGUUUUGACUAAGAUCAUUGUUUCUUAUUUUCUUAUGAUAUGUCUGAUCCCAUCAGAAGCAGGUCAAAAUGGAAGAGGAGGGCCUGUUGUGUAUCUGCCAAACUAUUGCCAAAUCAAUUUUACUUUCUUUCUUCGGUUUCAUAUAGAUCUCCUUUCUGGUUUAAGGCUGUGAUUCAGAGUUGAGAUAAUUUUGUCUACAAAAAAUACCCAAAUUAUUUGGUGGUAUUCAGACCUGAUGCUUAUUUUUGAGACUAGCUGAUCCUAGAGCAACUGUCUGUGUGUCUUACCCCUGGAUGGAGGACAGUGUUAGCCUUGUGAUACUGGAGAACCCAGGAUAAGGACAACAUCAAUUUUUUUCUAAUCAAUUAAAAGUCCCCUAUUAUAUUAUUUUCCAACAAUAUAUUAUAGGUCUCAGUUAUAUACAAAACAUAGAUACAAAACAACAAUAAUAGAUUUAAUCUGCAACUAAUUUGAGAAUCAUUUCAAUAAAAUGUGUCCUCCAGUUCCUCAUGUGUAAGGACAUUUUGUGUUAUGCUAUAGCAAACUUGGUAUAAUUCAGAAUCAGAAUCAGAAAUACUUUAUUAAUCCCAAACUGGGGAAAAAAGUUAAUUGAGUAUUUUACAAGCAAUUAGCAUAUUAAUUGAUAUAAUAAGCCCUACAUUUGUAACAUUGAAAUGCAAGCAUGCUUUUGCUUACCAAAAUGCUUUGUUGCAUGUCCAUUCAUAUCCAACUAAACAGACUGAAGGAAAUCUUCAUCACUUCUGAGGGGAAGAGCACUUGACUCGAGUCAGCCAACUCUGAAUUACAGCAUUAAUCUGUCUUUGUUUUAAUACCAGUCUAAAUCUGAACAAAGCAUUAUACGUCUCUCAGUGCAAAUCACUGAAUUUCACAAUCUAGGGAUACAACUCUGCCUCCGUUUAAAUUUUUUCAAACGUAUCUGACUUAUCUUUUAACUGUGCAUUUCAUGUGGGAAGUCAACAUCGCUCUCUGUGAUACGGCUGUUUAAUUAAAUGGCACCAAAUACACCAAAACAGACACAGACCUGAGACAGAACAAAGAAGGAUGAGAUUUUAGUAGCCUGGAGAUGAUUUUUAAAUCACAGCAGGUCUCUUUUAGAAUAGUCAUUAGUUUCUCUACAUUUCAAUCACAUAUAAAGGUCUUACGGUUGUAUUUUAGACUGAAGGAUCAUUUUUAUACACAUCAUUGGUUUUGUCACUUUUUUAAACCUUUAUACGGUUCAAAAUGUUUGCCUCUAUGUCUGUACAGAACAAAGCUGCUAUUUUAUUCUUUUCCUCUUUUGGAUGUGUAUGUAUGUAUGUGUAUAUAUAUAUAUAUAUAUAUAUAUAUAUAUAUAUAUAUAUAUACAUACAUACACGUAUAAAGAAAUCCUUCAGGUUUGGUAUUUUAUGGUCUCCACUAAAGUCCAUUUCUUAUAUCUUCAAAGUCUGUUUAAAAAAACUAGAAAAUAACAAAAAAUAAGAGGAUUUAGAUAAAAACAUUUUCGUUUUUCUGUUACCCCAAAAGGUUCUCUGUAACACUAUAUUUUGUUCAUUGCCUUUUUAUUUUUUAUGAAAUCUUUCCUCUUGUAUUUGUUUUGUGGAUGUCUAUAUUAUUAUUAUUAUUAUUAAUAUUAUUAUUAAUAUUAUUAUUUGGAAUGGACACCUUAGCUCGAUGUGUGAGUGUGAACUUUCUGCACCCUUUAUGUACUUGUUGUCUAGCACUGCGCCUAGCAAUGCCCUCUAGGUGCAACUCAAUCUCAGGUCAAAGUAAAGGCUUUGCUUUCUCCACACACUCCAUGAUCGUCCUCUACUCGUCUCAGCUUGUACCUCCCCCUUUAUCCCCCAUCAUGUUUGGUUGAGUCCAGUAGUGCCCUCUCUCCUCCCGACUGGCACCUCACUGACCUCUACAACAUACUGUACCUGUUUCCCGGUGCCUCCUGUUGAAGUCAGUGUACCAGAUAUUUACUUUACACCAGAUCUGGUAUUUUAACCCAUCCAUUUCUUGCCUGUUUUUGAAUCAAUAGGGCUAAUUGGGUUGACUUGUUUGCCUUACUUAUGCCAACCAUCUCGCAACCAUUCGAAAUCUGGUAUUUUUUUCUUUUUUUUUUAAUUAAGGGCAGUAUAACGCCACUUCUGCUAAUGUUACUUAUUCAAGGUGAGGUCAUGUCUUUAUUGUUUGUCUUCAUAAUCACUGCUUCUGAAAACCAAAUAAAGGAUGGGUUAAAGUCCAGGGAAGGGAACACAUUUCAAUGUCAUGAAUGGAAAAAGGUCUUAAAAUAGAGGCUGGAUAGUGAAAGUGUUUUGAAGGAUUUCUCCUAAUCUUUUGGAAAUGUUGCCUGGUGAUGUUUUUUCCUCUGAAGUUUUUCUUUUUUCUUUUCUGUAGUAGUGUUAUUUAUUUAUUUUUUAUUCUCUUUUUGUGAUAUCAGUUUAAAUCACUGUAUAAAUGCCCCAUGAUUCAGUAUAAAGUUGGACUUUUUUUGUAUGUAUCUUUGGUGUCAUGACUGGGGGACGUUUUUUGUUUUUCUUUCCUUCAAUUAUAUAUCUACCUCACUCUUUUUAAAUAUAUGUAUGCGUAUGGAAAACAAGUACAUCUCACUUUCAAUAGUUAGUAUAGAAACCUCAUCAAGAUAAACCUCACAAAGCAGAAUAGGAAAGGAGCUGGAAUAUCUGUGUUGUAAGAUCAGCCCGCUGAUUUCUUUCCCAAUGUUUUAAUAUCUCUUAAACUACAAAGUAGAGACAGAAUCAGUGUAAACUAAUGUUGGGUAUCAAGGUGAGAAACAUAGAUAUGUGCACCUAUUAUUGAAUUUGACUAGAUAUAGUUUAAAAGAAGCUUACAAGAGAGGUAGUACAAGUCUAAGAUAAGACAAGACACCGGGGCAGAACGUCAACAUCAGAUAUCCCAACUCCACUGACUCCCAACAUAUUUUUACAACCUUAAAUCCUCACAAGACAAAUCUAAAAUGCAUUUAUAUAAAAGUCAGAACAGUUAUUAUGUGGAAUAUUUAAAAAGGGAAACAAUGUUUUAUUGACUUCCAGGUUUUGCUGUUGACCUGUAGCCUGCAAUGCUGCAAGAUAACGGCACCUCCUAAACAUCCAGAUGACAAUUUAAAAACAUAUAUUUGGUUAUGUAUUUGCAGCAGUGCUCUGAAUGUAACAAGGACUUUUUCUGUACGCAAAACCAUCUUUGUAGAGAUGGCAGCGUUUCCUUCAUUUCUAAAACAAUGUACAACUUCCAUCAUUUAUCAUUACAUAUCAUGCCCCUGUAAACUCUGUGUUUACCUUCACACCAUCACUCCCCCUGUCCAACUAUAUCUGUUGCUCUAAGGGAGAGAUCAUUUCUGUCUUCUGUUCUUCGAUUGUUAGGAAGUAAACCCAGCACGCCUUUUCAGAACUAUUUGUAGUGCUACUAACCGUAAUGCUGCUGUUUGAAACAACUCAGUGGAUCUUAUAUUGUCAUCAAAAUGUUGAGUGUGAUGGUGGCAAAGAAGCUUUUACAUCUCAAAAACUUCUCUUAAAACUUCAGUUAUACUUCCUCUCACAGCGGCUACUUGGAGAAUGGUGUGCAAGGGCUUCUGGGCUUGAGACAAAAAAUGAAUUUUUGAAAAUUCAGGCUGACAUUUUUACCCAAAAGCAAUACAAUGUAAUUGUUCUUCUAAGUUCUUACUAAGCACUAUUUUAGUGCAUGAUUUAAGAGAAUAAAGAAGUGAACUGUACUUGGGUUUUGAAAAAGAGUCUGACUGCUGCUGAAUAUCACUUUGGUACCGAUAUCACCACUUACAAGCAGACAGCUUGUGUAGUAACGUAACAUAUCUGUACAUUUAUGUUCUUUCCAUUUAGAUUUAUGUAAUGAUAAAAUAGAAACUCUUCAGUUCUGGGAGUAGGCAUUACAUUGACCUGGCGUGUGAUGAAUCACUGAUCAAUUAAUAGUUACGAUUAGAUCAGAAACUUGUCAUAACUACAGCAUUUACAUAAUAAGUGGACGUGUAAAGGAAAGGCAUGUUGUGUAUAUUACGGGUAGCAAUGGAACAGAGUAAACAAUAUGAUUAGGAAGAUAGGAUAGGCAUUAGUUUACAGCUUCACACUAGUUGCUUUGACCAGAUUUCAACGUAAACAUACAGAAGCUAAAAAAAAAAACAUUACUAAACUUUAACUUUCAUCCUCCUGAAUGUUCUUCAUGCAAACCUCAGGUUUAUGAAGGAUGCGUCAGUGCAUUCAAACUGCAAUAAUAAGUUUGAGGUUUAUCAUUAUCAUGCAUCUGUUUUUAUGAUUUGCAUUCCUAUUCCUUCUGAGGGGGCCUUGGUUUAAUGCUCUUAUUUUAUGACAAUACUUUCACUAAAUCUUUGUUCAUAACCUGAUCGGGGAAAGAAAUAAUCAAAAAACUUCACCAGACUGUCUUUUUUCAAGCUCUGUAUCUGAGGCCUCAAAGUUUUUUCACACCUAUAACUGAGAUGGGGUAUUUUUGACAUGCCAUCUCCAAAUGUGUAUCUGAGAAUUUCUUGUAUUUUCUUUUUUUUCUGAAAUUUUUAAUAAAUAAAUGAAUGAGAACUUUUA
Molecule: messenger RNA, 10351 nt
Organism: Eleginops maclovinus (Patagonian blennie)
Lineage: Eukaryota; Metazoa; Chordata; Actinopteri; Perciformes; Eleginopidae
Gene: igf1ra
Product: insulin-like growth factor 1a receptor
Biological process (GO): positive regulation of kinase activity; regulation of JNK cascade; glucose homeostasis
Cellular component (GO): insulin receptor complex; plasma membrane; axon
Molecular function (GO): phosphatidylinositol 3-kinase binding; ATP binding; insulin receptor activity
Source: RefSeq, a predicted model, not a curated record